Messenger RNA from Paramuricea clavata, 519 nucleotides. Lineage: Eukaryota; Metazoa; Cnidaria; Anthozoa; Malacalcyonacea; Plexauridae. The record is from the annotation of a GenBank genome assembly.
AUGCCAAUUCCAGAAUCGAAAGGUGAUCUUCAACGAUUCUUGGGUAUGGUGAAUUAUCUGGGUAAAUUUGUCCCCAACCACUCACAAACCACCACUCCGCUUCGUGAAAUGCUCAAGAAAGAUGUUCAUUUUGACCUCCAGCAACCACAACUGGACGCCAUCCAAGAGCUGAAACGUUUGGUCACAUCACCUCCAUGCCUCAAGUUUUAUGAUCCAAACCUGCCUACUCGAUUGAAACCUGACCCAAGUGCUGAUGGUCUUGGUGCCCUCCUUGAACAAAACCAUGGUUCAGACGAUUCUCCCCAAUGGUUCCCCAUUGCCUAUGCAUCUAGAGCAUUGUUACCAUAUGAAAGGAACUAUGCACAAAUCGAAAAAGAAGCCCUCUCGAUUGUAUUUGGAACGGAACGCUUUCAUGAGUACCUCUACGGUCAUCACUUCACUGUAUUCAAUGAUCAUCAACCACUCAAGUCAAUCUUCAGUAAAUCCAUCACUCAAUGUCCACCAAGAAUACAGCGCUAA